CCAAACGCGUCUGAUCGCGCUCAAAGCUGGCAACCGCGUUGUAUCCUAAUUUGAGCUACAACACGAUGAUAAGCAAUUAGUAAAAGCGAACUGCUGAUCAUGGUCAACACCACCUUACAAGCUCUCCUCUUUCUGUGACAUGAUUUCUUCCAUACACUCAUAUCCCUUUCUUUCACGUCUCAUACGUGUAACAAGUUUCCCGAAUUGAGAGUCAGUAGGCCAAGGGACGAGCUUUACCGCAGACAUCCUGACACCUUUAUUUUCCAUCUGGAGAGCACACUUAUAAAAUCUUUUUCAUGGAUCUAACCGUUUCAAGAACUCGAGCGGCCCAAAGACGCCCGUUGCGCACCUACAGUAAUCGUUCCGCUCAGAGUGACUGCACCGAGCCAGUGACAAAGAAGCGACAGGCCGAAGGCCAAGAUGGGCAGCGUGUAACAUCAACUACGAUCGCAAGUACCAUGACGACUCAACCAGAGACGAAAGCGAAUCUGCUGCAGCGUACAAUGCAGCCAUGCAUGAAACAGCAGCCUAGGAAAGAGUCCAUCCUAAGCUACUUCAAAAUCGCAUCACCAACCUCCGGUUCUGUAUCCUGUUCGCAGCUGUCCAACGCGACCGUGUCCUCGUCGACCGCGCCGUCUUCGCCGCUCAUGGUGGAAGCUCGACAGAGGAAGCGUCGGAGGCUGACCACGCGGCCGCUUCGAGAUUCCAAGAUACCCGGCCUACUAGCAGAUGAUGCGGCUGAGAAACAAACACAGUUUACGUCCUCGACUCUAGAUAAAGCUGAGGCCGCACUGAAAGAAUCGAGCAUAGCACGUCUGAACCGACAAGAGAGGGACGAGAAGAGGUUUAACGCUGAAAUGCGUGGAAUGAAUAGGCGGCAGAUAUCAAAGCUACCUACAGUCCAGACAACGCUUAGCCUAUCUGUCCACGAGAAGGGCUUCGUUGAGUGUAAGGAUUGCAACGUGCUAUACAAUCCCUUCCACGACAAAGACGCCAAGUACCACACUAGGCGCCACGCAGCAAUGUUGAAGGCGAAGUCAGCUGCAGGAAACACCUCACGGUAAUCGCCACGUAGUAGAGAAGACUUGGGUCUGGACAUUGGCUUGGAGCGUUGGACGAUGAUGUUUGAUUAUUUGUGUCUAGGAACCAAUGAAUGGUGUUGAGAUGGACAGUGCGUACAUGGCUUUAGCGUGCGGAUAACGUACCCUACGGUCCAAUUGAACACUUCUUAA
This is a messenger RNA of Pseudomassariella vexata, 1232 nucleotides long. RefSeq lists its product as uncharacterized. The record is from RefSeq and is a predicted model, not a curated record. Lineage: Eukaryota; Fungi; Ascomycota; Sordariomycetes; Amphisphaeriales; Pseudomassariaceae. The transcript has 2 exons. The coding region runs from base 297 to 1064 and encodes 255 amino acids.